This is a messenger RNA of Osmia bicornis bicornis, 2049 nucleotides long. Its product is annotated as RNA-binding region-containing protein 3. Gene Ontology annotation, molecular function: U12 snRNA binding; pre-mRNA intronic binding. NCBI's taxonomy places the organism in Eukaryota, Metazoa, Arthropoda, Insecta, Hymenoptera, Megachilidae. The transcript has 7 exons. The record is from RefSeq and is a predicted model, not a curated record. Gene Ontology annotation, cellular component: U12-type spliceosomal complex. The coding region runs from base 586 to 1971 and encodes 461 amino acids. Gene Ontology annotation, biological process: mRNA splicing, via spliceosome.
ACGAUUGGCAGCGAGCGAAACGGCAGACGGGUCCGGAUGCCAACGCCAUUUAGGUCUUCAUGACAGCUGGCAUUCCGCCCACAGGGGAACACUAGCGCCAUCUAUUAAUGGUCGGCUGAAACUAUUCGUCAGGUUACCGACCGACUUCUCAAAACUAUGUCUCAAAAGGAAGCCUGUGGGGUCCCUGACACCCCGGAUGCCAUGCAGAGUUACCUGUGCUUCGGGGUCCCUGACACCCCGAUGCCAUAAUGUCGGUAUGCAGUUACCCAUGCUUCGGGGUCCAUAACACCCCAAGGCGAUAUUAUGUCGGUAUGCAGUUACUCAUGCUUCGGGGUCCCUAACACCCCAAGGCGAUAUUAUGUCGGUAUGUAAUUAUCUGCGCUUUGGGGUCCCUGACACCCCGAUGCCAUAAUGUCAGUGUACAGCGAGCGCCAUCUGUGCUUUGGGGUCCCUGACACCCCGAUGCCAUAAUGUCAGUGUACAGCGAGCGCCAUCUGUGCUUUGGGGUCCCUAACACCCCAAGACGAUAUGUCGGUAUGCAGUUACCGAUGCUCUGGGGCCUCUGACACCCCAAUAUGAUAUCAGAUGUGUGAUACCCUCAGAAUUCUUCAUUUACCAUCAGAACUCUCUAAUGACAGACGUAAUGAGUUACUUCAAAAAUAUGGAGCUGUUAAAACACGAACCUUAAGACCUUCUAAGAAGUACACUGUAACUUUUGCAAAAUUCAAAUCACAACAAGCAGCUACAGAAGCAUUGUUACGUUUACAUCAAUUAAAUGUAAGGGGGCAAUAUAUAACAGUUGAGUUUGCUAAGAAAUCUAUAUCAGUAGAGAAUUCAGAGCAAAAUGUUGAUAAUAACAAACUUAUAAAUGAGGAAAAUAAGAAGGAAUCUAUAAGCAAAUCUAACUUUCAAGCUUUUUUACAAAAAUUAAACAGUUGGACUAUGAAUCAAGUCUUUACUCAACCACCUCCACCAAAUAUACAAUAUAAAUAUUCAGCACCAACCAGAAGUACUUUAGCAAGAAUAGCCAUACAGUUAUUGAAAGAACCAGCUUUUUACACACAGGUUUUACACUUAAUGAACAGAAUGAAUUUACCACCUCCCUUUGAAGAACUGGAAGCAGAAUUUCCAGCACUGAAAGAAGUUUAUGACAUGGAAAAAUAUAAAGAUAUAUUUGGUAAAGAAAUUCUAUAUGAUAAAGAGAAUCAAGGUAUCUAUGAUGAAGAAGUAGAAGAGGAUGAAUCUGAAAUGGAAUCUAAUGAAGAAGAUAACACAAAACCUUUAGAAAUUAUUCCUGUUAAAAGAAAACGUACGCAAUCGAGUAAGCGUCUAAAAAUUCCGAAAUUUGUUAAUCCUGCUAAACAAAUUAUACCCCAAAGUUCCACACAAAAGGUUGUAAAACCAGAAGAUAUGUUUGAAUCAGUACAACGCGGAGAAACAAAGAAUCUUAAAAUUGAAUUAAAAACCGUGGAUAAAUUAUUAGAUUCUUCAAAUAAGGAAGAGAAUCCUGUUCCUGAAAAUACAACAGAUAGUGGUUUUGGGUUAAUGUUCCCAGCUUCCAAAGAUCCUGAAACGAUUGAAACUAAUGAAAGUACUGAAUACGUUCAGCGAGAAAUAAUUACAUCUGAAGAAUUAGCAAAUAAUAGAAUAUCAACUAAUGAUCAAAGGUUACUUCCUGUAUUUAAAAAUUAUCAUCCUGGCAAGCCAUCAAAUCGACUGUACAUAAAGAAUCUUGCAAAACAAAUAGAAGAGAAGGAUCUUCAUUUCAUUUACCGAAAAUAUGUGAUACCUGACCUAAAAACAGACCAUGAAUACGACGUGCGUCUUAUGCAAGAGGGUAGAAUGAAGGGACAAGCAUUUGUUACUCUACAGAGUAUAGAACAGGCACAAUUAGCGCUUGAUGAGACCAAUGGUUAUAUUUUAAAGGAUAAACCAAUGGUUGUACAAUUUGCUAAAGCCGCAAAAAGUUAACAAAACUAAUAUCUUUUUAUUUAUAUGUAUUAUUUUAGGUAACGGUACUUUUAAUAAAAAAAAGCAUUUAUUACAUUU